Messenger RNA from Schistosoma bovis, 5824 nucleotides. The record is from the annotation of a GenBank genome assembly. Lineage: Eukaryota; Metazoa; Platyhelminthes; Trematoda; Strigeidida; Schistosomatidae.
GAGAUCUUGAAUCAAUCGAAACUCACUUGAUAUUACUUUGUAAGAUAAUUGUUUUUGCUCUUCAUGAAUUACUUAAAUUCAGUGCUGGGACAAGGAUAUUAUCUAAAAUAUUAUGUACUUAUAAAGCACCAAUAUUAUCACAAACAUAUCGCAAAACGUCUGUUUAAGACAUCGUGUAGCGUAUCUAAUCAUAAAACGCCGAUAGCAAAAUCCAAUGACUUUAGGAAUUCCUAUGAAUACAUUAUAAUUGGAGCUGGUUCAGCUGGAUGUGUUUUGGCCAAUCGUUUAAGUUUACCACAUCCUAAAACAAAAAAUUCUAGUAAAGUUCUGGUUCUAGAAGCUGGUCCUACAGAUGUUGGAAUUUCCAGAUGGACAAUUAAGAUGCCAGCUGCUCUUAUGUACAAUCUUUAUCACGAUAAUAUGUUAACAAGGUGAAAAGUAUUGAACUCAUUAUGCCGCAUACUUUCCGCGUCCUACAUUUAUUCGGAGAAUCUGUAUCAAGAUUUUAAGUACACCAACUGAAUAAUUUAAGAAAAAACUGGCUAAUAUCACAAAAAGUAUGUUUUAAACAAAUGGUGUUGUACCCAUAGUCUAGUUUUUUGCUAGAAUUUAUGACUUGAUAGAAAAAAAUUGGAUAGUGAUUUGUGUAUUGUCUAUUUAUAAUAUAAAGUAUGUUAUUAGGAAUAUAUUCACUUCAUUUUAACUAUAGUGUUCAUUAUAUGGUCUGAUAAUCAUGAUAAUAUUAAUAUUAUUAUAAACACUCAAAUGCAAUUAUUCGUCACCAACCCCAAACAAAACAUGUUUGAAAAUUUAGUUAUUACUGAACGAAUCACGUCCAUACUCUGAACAGAAAUCACGUAAUAGGCUGAAUGUUUUACAUAAUUUUCGUAGUGAUUAUAGCAAUAAUAAUGACGUGCAUCAGUCACUGGUGUAUUUAAAUGCAUAUCUAUUUGUUGUUACUUUUUUCACACUACCAUCUAUGUGCUUGUCAGUUCACUAAUGAUAUAAACUAUCCUGUUAUAUACAAAAUACAUAUCAGUUUAAAGUACACAAUCGACAAUAAAAGUAUCAUUGGAUACGGUUAUGAUAAAAUUUCUAAAUAUCAGUUAAGUAGUUUAUAGACCUAUAUUUGCAUUGAUAGUAUUUCAGUUAUUUAACCAUUCUUUUGAAAAAUAGACUAAAACUAUCAGAGCUUCUAAGCUACUAAAGAAUACGGUGGGCAGAAAAUUUACAUACGAAUUAAUACAGGAGCUAGUAAUAAGUCAAUCAUUUAGAUAAAAAGUGUAUAUAAAUAAUAAAACAGUUUGUUGAAACUAAUUUUUAAUAACCAGUGUGACUUAAAAAUACGUCAAUAAAAAGGUCUCCAUUUGGUCACUGCCUUUGUAAGUAUAAGGGUUAAUCCAGACCACAGACGCUGGAUUUGAUCUCAUGGUGCGGAGUAGUGGAUGUGCACUGCUGUGAAGUUCCAUGCCAGGAAGAAACGGUUGUUUAGUACUUCCAGGUUUCCACUAACAGUCUAGCUAAAAUCAGUUCGUAAUCUAGACUGUAAAAAUUCUACAAUUUUCGCGAAUCCCCUUACACUAACAAAAGUACAUUAGCCAGGUUUAUUGAAUUAUAGUUAAUAAAAACGUUACUUUGGUUACCAGAUGCCUAAGCCAAACAAGAAGCAAUCUGUGUUUAGAUUUCAUGCUGUGGUGGUUGUAGAUACAACCAUUAAAGUCACUGAUUAUUAAAAUAAAAUCACCUCAUACUGAGGUGUAUGCUACUUAUGUCGAUAGACAUAAGUAGUAUAUAACACCAAUCAAAAGUGGGAUGCCUGGCAGCAGAAAGUUUGGACGAUCAAAUCGAAGAGAACGAGAACAGAGAGUAAUUUUCAUGGCAAUGGGAAAACGAUGAGGUUUGAGACAACUGAUGGAGGAUUCGCAUAUGAAGUAUUGAACGUAUGAUUUUCACAAUUGAUGAAAGGACUCUGUAAUUUUGUAUACAGUACACUGGUUGCUCGCACAUGAGUGUUCAUUUAUUACAGUACCAUAAAGAUAGUUUCAUUAUUAAAAGUGAAUGAUUAUGAGGAGGUUUGGAUGGUCUUGUCGUUUCAUCUUGACAGCGAUUCAGAUACUGUCGUUAGAAUAUAAAAUAUCAAAGCCUAAUAUAAAUCAAGUAAGCAAAUUGCAAUAUUCCUGAGAGUUGACUUAGCAGUUUCUGUAGUAAGUAGUUUUGAAACAUCAAGUUUAGACAGAAUUUAUUCCAUAAUAACCCCGACAGUGCUGAAAAAUAAAAUUGUAAUAAAGCGUAAAGCUAUUAUUUCGAUAAGUUGUACAGCAUUGACACUAUGAGAAAUUUCAUGUUUAUAUGUAUGUACUGAUUUCUUUUGAUAACAUUUAUACCCUGUGUGCAAGUUCAGAAGCGAUGAGAGCUUACAAGCUAUAGACCAUUGUAUUCAGAGAAAAAUAAUACCUAGAUUUAUUGUAGUUAUUCAUUGUCAGAUGAAAAUACAUGAUCUUUAUUCACAGUGAUAGGGUCCGUAUGCAAAUUGUUUGAUAAAAUCGAUUCAAUAUAUAUGUGAUUUAAAAUUAUUCUUUGCAUCAGUUACUAGAAUUGCGUACAAAAAUACCGUUGGCCAAAUAAGUAUCGUAAAAUGCUCAGGCAAAAAUGAAAAAUAGUUAUAAGAUCAUUCAGGCCUGAAUACUAUAGGCAGAUAUUGUUUGAAAAAAGGAUUUUUACAACGAACAGUGCUUACAACUUUUAAGUUAAUGAUAUAAAGUUUAGCGUCUGUACGAUUCUUUACAUAAAGACAGGAUCGGGUUUUUAAACAUUUGUGCUGUUUGAAGCGAUUACGAGUUCACUUAAUCUGAUAACGAAAUGAAGACUCUAUGACACAAUGACAGAAAGUGAGCUAUUCUGACGCGUCCCAGUCCCACUAACUAGAGAGAGAAGUCCAAGUCCGAAAUGGGGAAGUUUAUUCCGCAAGCAACCAUAAGCACAAGCAAUAACAACAGGCACAAAUCAAACGUAUAUAUACAGCACAAAAUUGUCCUUGAGAAGCGUUACAAAAUAGCAUGCGAAAAGAUACAACGAACCAAUAACGUUUAAGGUUCUCCCAAGUGGGAAAUACAAAUAUAAAGGUGAAAAUGAGCGCGUUUGGCUCGAAAACAAGAAAUUCGGGUUUUUAAAAUAAAAUUACAAAAAUAAGGUAUUUAUCAAGUGAGUUCUGGGGAUCUGACAUCCCCAACAAUAUGAUUACUGAUUUUUAAUGAAUGAUAAUUGUUUGGAUUCUAGAUACUUAUUUUGUCUUGUGAGAACUAAAAGAGAUAUACGUAGUCAGAUUAUUUGGACUGUCACAUCAAUACUAUUAUAAAAGAUAGCUCUGUCCAUAUCAAGACUCGAACCGCCGGGAUAAAUAUAAUUGACCUGGCGCUUUGUUAGACAAAUUUGUUGUCCACUAAUGAACGACACCUACACUUUAGUUCGCUUGCGCUACUUACAGUUCUACAUCUUGCUUGAGUUUCAAGAAUAAUAAAAUGAAGUUUAAGUAUAAACUAUCAGUUAACGACUAGAAAAUUACAAAAAAAUUACAGGUUCACAUCUUAUGAUUCGCAGUACAUGUUAUUAUCAGUUAACACCCUUAUAAAACAUGCAGCUUAAUACACUGUAAAUAAUUUAAUGACCAACUUUUCUUUGUUUCCUUGUAAACGUAUCAUUCUUAAUCCACAGUUUUUGAAAAAUAGGUGGUUCUGUGGUGUUUUAUCGUUGUUAGUCGCUUACACUCCCGGAAAGUUAUAUUCUGAUGCAUGUUUAAUAACUUAAUUGCGUUCAUGGAUUUUUCUCAUACGAUAUUAUUUAUAGAUACAAUUGGUAUUAUCACACUGUUCCUCAAAGACAUAUGAAUGACCGUACUAUGUACUGGCCCCGAGGUCGUGUUCUUGGUGGAAGUUCAUCUUUAAAUGCCAUGGUCUAUAUUCGAGGUCAUCCGUUAGAUUAUGAUAGGUGGGAAUUGGAGGGUGCUGAUGGUUGGAAUUAUGCAAACUGCUUGCCAUAUUUUCGCAAAGCUCAGACUCAUGAACUCAAUGGGAACCAAUAUAGAGGUUCUAAUGGUCCAUUAUAUGUAUCCAGAGCCAAAACUAAUCACCCAUUACAUUCAGCCUGGAUUGAAGCAGGCAAACAGGCUGGUUAUCCGUUUACUGAUGAUGUAAAUGGGUAUCAACAAGAGGGCAUGGGCUACUUUGAUAUGACUAUUAAAAACGGUGAAAGGUGUUCAGCUUCCACAGCUUAUUUACAUCCAGCUAUGAAGUCUAGUUCUAACUUAACUGUUGAAACAAAUGCACUAGUCACGCAAAUACUUUUUGAAAAUAAAAGGGCGGUCGGUGUAAAAUACAGUAAAAACGGCCAAGUUCAUGAGGCUAGAGCAGAAUCUGAAGUGAUCUUAUCAGGAGGAGCUAUAAACUCACCACACUUACUAAUGUUAUCGGGGAUUGGUAAUGUAGAUUAUUUACGCUCAAUUGGAAUAGAUGCUUGGCAUCAUUUACCAGGUGUCGGACAAAAUUUACAAGAUCAUUUAGAAUUAUACGUACAGCAGGCUUGUAAAAAGCCAAUAACGCUUUACAAAGCUCAGUGGAAAUAUCCACAUAUUAUGGUUGGGAUCGGUUUAAAAUGGAUAUUUUUCCGUCGGGGCUGGGCGGCGACAACUCAUUUAGAAAGUGGUGGUUUCGUAAGAACAGAAGCAAAUAUUUCUCACCCUAACAUUCAGUUUCAUUUUCUCCCAUCGACAAUACAUGAUCAUGGACGUAAAAUGGGUGGCCAGCAUGCAUUUCAGGUGCAUGUUGGACCAAUGAGGUCAAGAAGUCGCGGCCAAAUUUUAUUGUCUCCUGCAAGUUUAGGUUUUGCUCCAAAAAUAGACCCAAAUUAUUUAGCCUGUGAAACUGAUCGAGCUGAAAUGCGAGCAGCCAUUCGUUUGUCACGCGAAAUAUUCGCUCAGCCUGCAUUAGCGAAAGAAUUCGCAGGCAAAGAACUGGCUCCAGGUGAGGAUAAAGUAUCAAAUUCUCAACUGGAUGAAUUUGUACGUUCUUUUGGUGAUAGCGCAUACCAUCCUUCUUGCACUUGCCGUAUGGGUAAAAAUCCUGAUGGUCGUAAAGCUGUAAGUGAUGAUGAAAUACACAAUGGUUAUUUGGGUAAUGGUAGAAUAGAGGCAGCAGUUACUCAAUCAAACUGUAAAGUGUGGGGCAUUGACAAUCUUCGUAUUGUUGAUGCAAGUAUAAUGCCAUCAAUUGUUUCAGGUAAUUUAAAUGCACCUGUCAUAAUGAUGGCUGAAAAAGCUGCAGAUAUUAUUGUCAGUUCUCGAGAUGGUGUUUCAGUUGUUUUGCCAGCUGAUUCAAAUCCCUCCUAUUGGAAACCAGAGCAUCCUGAUAAACAACGUGAUGGUGUUCCACUUGUAUCUCAUCAUUUGAUUUAACUAAUAUGAAGAUAAAAAAAUUGAGAAAAUCUAUCCAGUAUAUUAACUCCCUCGUUUUAGACAUACUAUUUAUAAAGCACACAUUAUCACACUCCCAAUAAUAGUUGCUUUCAAAUAAAUGCCUUACUUGUUUUUUUUCUUUUUUUGUCAAAGACUUUUAAAGCUCUUGAUAAUAGUAGUUUUUUUAAAAAUUACAUUUCCAUAUUGAAAGUGCUUAUAUUGAAAUUACAGGAAAUCGCAUUGAAUUAGAUUUUUCCAAAUAUCCACAUUCUAUUUUAUUUUAUUUUUGUUCCGUUUGGUUAACUUAAUAACAGUUUUUUAUGAUAAUUGCAAUUUCAUAUAACAGAAUGGUAAUAAAUAAAGUGAUAAUUUAACUAU